AUCCUUUCUGACCACGUGGUUUUCGCAUCGAAGCCGCACACUUCCGGUUGUCUAGAUUAACCAACGCCAUUACUCGAUUCAGCUGUCGAAUCUCUGUACACAAGGAAACAGAUUUAUAUAUAAUUGAAAAGUAAACGAGGUAGACAACAAUGACUGCCACGAGGAGAUCUCAAGAAAAGGCUAAAGAUAGUAGUAAACCUACAGAGGAAACUGCAGCCGAAAGUUCUGAGGCUACAGCCACCGAGGCAUCAGCUGAAUCUAUAGCUGAUACACCAGUAGAGGACGCAACAGCUACCGACAAUCAGGGUGAGACUGAGAACAAUGAAUCAAUUUGUGGUGUAGAAAUAUCAAUGGAUAGUUGUACAUGGCCUUCAUAUGUUGAGGAUCCAGAAUCUACAGAUACCCAAGACUGUACAUUAGUAGAGGAACCAGGGCAAGAAACAACUGAAAAUGGGAAAGGUGAAGAUGUUGAAAUGAAAGAGGAGAAAACUGAAGAUGAUAAGCAGGAUGAAAGUAACGAAAAAAAGAAGGAAGAAACAGUGGAGAUUAAGGAAGACGAUGAAACAAAAAAGAACAGACUUGUAGAUCAGCUGUACAAGGCUGAGUUUUUAAAAGCUGUGACAGAAACAAUUACCAUAGAGCCUGUUAAAUCACAGCUGCUGAAGAAUGAGGAAUUUAUUGGACUGCUAUCUAAAGCCAAAGUUCUUAACCUUCAGAUGGAGCAUCAGACAGGAACUGCCAAGCUUACCUUUGCUCCCUACCGAGAAUGGAUGGCCUCACGCAUCUUGAAGGGAUUGAAUAGACUUCAGAAAGAUGAUUCAAAAUUGAAUAUUGACUGCUCUGAAGGGCUGAAGGACCUUCUAGCAUUGGAAAAAGCUGGGAAGCUCAAAGGUGAUUCUCGUGAACAGCAAACAUCUAAGUGUCUGUAUGUUAAUAACAUACCAAAAGACACUACGGAAGAAACCUUGAAAGCAUUUUUUCCAAAAUGCGUAAAAGUCUAUGUACGUGGUGAAUCUGAAGAAUCCGUUUUAGGAUGGGCUGUAAUGGAAUUCAGCAGUAAAGCAGAACUUGACGAAAGCUUUGAAAGUCAGAAGGAGAUUGAAAUUGGGGAAAGCAAAAUUGAGGUCUGCAAGGUGAAACCUUUCGAGAAAAGAGGCAAAGGUUUCAAAGGAAAAGGAAAGUUCCAGAAGGGUGGUUUUAAAGGACUGGGAGAUAAAACGAACAAGCCCAAGCCUACAACUGCAGGUGGUGACAAGCCAAAAGGGGGAUCACAACAGUCCAGUAUGGCCAUGAAAGCCAAUGACCUCAAAAGAAAAGCACAAAAUCAAAAGAUACAGCAGUUCAGUACCAACCAAAAGAGGAGGAAGCUGGGAGCAAUGGGUGGCCCUAUGGGGGGAGGAAUGGGCGGUAUGGGAUCAUUUCAAUUCGGAAACCGAAACAAAAAUAUGCGGGGCUCUGGUAUGGGGAUGUCAAUCCUGGGCAACCCAAGAGGAGGAAAUUCAAUGAUGAAUCUUGGACUAGGACCCAGUGUACCAAAUAUGAUGGGAAUGGGCAAUAUGAUGGGUAUGGGCAACAUGGGUGGUAAUAUGGGUGGUAUGGGUAUGGGCCAAAACAUGGGCAUGAUGGGAAACAACAUGGGUGGCAAUAUGUCAUCAUUCAACAGCAUGGGCGGAAAUACGGGCAAUCAGAAAAACAAGCGCAACAACAAACGAGGUGGAAAUAUGGACAGAGGUGGACAAUGGUCAGGAGGUCAAGGCAAUUUUCAAGAUAGUCCUUCAGAUGAACUCUCAUCCAAGCUGAGCAAUGUGUUAUCCAAGCAGAGGAUGGGACAAGACAAUGAUUCAGACAUGGUGUCCAUGUUACAGUCCGCCUUAAAGGCUGCUCAGAAACGAAUGUCGGGCAAAGAUACAGGUGACAGAGACAGCGGUAGAAUGUUGCCACCAAGCGCUUUCUCUAAUUCAGGUUCAUCGACCAUGAAUCAAGGCAACAAGAAACAACGCCAGCAAAGACAGAAAAAACAGAACUCGGGAGGUAACCGAUGGGGAUCUGGUUCAGGGUCAACGGGCAACUACGGCAGCAAUAGUAGUAGUAGUAGUAAUACCAGCUACAUUAGUACCACCGGAGGCAACUAUGGCAGCAGGGAUACCAGCAGCUGGAACUCCAGCUCCAAUUACGACAGCUCCCAAAGUUAUGGGGGCUCAUCGAGCCCAAACUAUUACGGAGGAGGCUACAGUGGAACAUCUGACCAAUCCAACACAGGUGCUGCUUAUUAUGAUCAAGGCAACUAUGGAUCAACUCAGAGUUCAUAUUCAGACACCUCUUCAUACAAGCCUUCUACACAGUCAUAUGACUUCUCACAAAGGUCACCAUCUGAUUCCUACUAUAGAUCUGGAUAUUACUGAUCAGAUACACAAGACCAAGGAACUGGAGGGUGUGGAAGAUCUUCUGUCAGAGGAUUCUGUUUUCCUUCUUCUUAGUAACAGAGACUUGUUUCAUUAUCAGUCAAUAAUUGUAUUCAAGAUUUUCAGUUGAAAAAUCAUGAGUAUUUAAAAAUUCUGAAAGGAUAGUGGUACAGAUUUAAGCAGUAAUUUUAUUCAAGUACAUUUAGCACCUAGUGAAUCUUGCCCUGAACUAUGAUUGUGCUAAAUUCAAUUUUACAUUAUUGUAGUGUUGCAAUUCAUUACUUUGUAUACUUUAGCUAACCACUUAAAAUUUGAAGGCAUAUUCAAGACCCCAAAGUUGAUUUCAUCAUAACAUCUCAAUGUUUAUUGGACAGUUAUAGUAUUAAGUAUCCUAUCUAAAUGUGAGUGGGAGUAUUUUAGAAUUACACAAAUAUAUGAAGACAUGUGUUACUGCAAUGAUAUACAUGUAUGUUUGAUCAAUUAUAUUGUAUUUCUAGUACUUUAGAUCAAUUGCAAUUGUACCGAUAUAAAAUUUGUACACUGAAAUUAUCUAAAGGGGACAAUUCUGAAAAUUUAUCAUUGUUUAUUGUUGAUAAUUGUGAUUUAAAAAUGACUCAAGCUUCUAAACUUAGUUAAGAAAAUUGUUGUUUUUGUCACAUAUUAUUUAGCUUGAAAUGGUUCUGUUAUAUCAUUUUCAUCCAAUUCAACAACCAUUUUUAUCAUGUUGUAAGUAUUGUCAUUACAUGUUGUAUUUUUAAAUUUAUUAAGUGCAGGUAGACGCUGAUCUGUACCAUGAAUGAUGGUUCCAGAUCUGGUAUACAAAUCAUGUUCCCCAUCUGAUGUCGUUAUAUGUGGCGAUGUGUUCUGUGUCGGCCAAUAAAUUGCCCUCCACAAUUGUAGACCGACGUGUAACACAACAGUUUCAUAGCAUUUUCAAAGUAAUAGUUUUCAACUGUGAAUCGCCUGAGUUAUCUCCCUUGCAUGUCAGAAACUCUUGGAGGCGGUCGAGAUGCAGCAGAUAUUCAUUAGAAUCAGGUUUUAGAAAAAGACCGGACACAGUAUGUUACGUAUUAUGGACAUCUGGAAUGUGUUGUCAUUGUUUAGAGAGGUUUAAUAAUAAAAAAGAUAACAAGAUA
Pecten maximus is the source of this 3538-nucleotide messenger RNA. RefSeq lists its product as uncharacterized. The record is from RefSeq and is a predicted model, not a curated record. The coding region runs from base 150 to 2402 and encodes 750 amino acids. Gene Ontology annotation, molecular function: RNA binding. NCBI's taxonomy places the organism in Eukaryota, Metazoa, Mollusca, Bivalvia, Pectinida, Pectinidae. The transcript has 17 exons.